GUGUUCUCCUUCUUUGUGGUUCACUUCCUUUGCUCCUUUCCUGAGGUCCAAGGACCAGGAAGUGUUUCCGGGUUCGCCCGUUGCCUUGGAAACGAGGCUCUUCCGGCGGCUCCGGGGGUGGGGCCAAGAUGGCCGAGGAAAAGCAGCAAACGACAACUCAGUUUCCUGGCACAGCAGAACCUCAAAAACCUCGUUCGAGAAAAGAAGAUGAUUUAGCUGAAAGAGAGCCACUCCUGGGGUCCCUUCAGGAUCUAAAAGGAAAUGCAGAAGGAGCCAGGUCAGAACAAUUCGUGGAAACAGUAGGGGCCACCGUAGAAGAAGCCUCCCUACGUAGCAAAGCUGCAGAAAGCAAUACCCAUAAAUAUUUGGUGAUAACUACAUACAGAGAGGAGCCCUUCUCAUAUUCAGAACUGGGAAAGAGGCACAUGACAAGCAAACAAGCUGAUAACAGGGAUUUAGCCAAACAAAGCAACUUCCAGCGUAUAACCUUGGCCCCAGAGUUUCCUGUCUUGGAGAAGCAGAAUUGGUUGAUACAUCUUCAUUACAUCCGCAAAGACUAUGCAGCAUGCAAGGCUCUUAUCAAAGAACAGCUUCAGGAGACUCAAGGAUUAUGUGAAUAUGCUAUCUAUGUCCAAGCCUUAAUAUAUCGUCUUGAAGGGAAUAUCCAAGAAUCUUUAGAACUCUUUCAGUCUUGUGCUGUUCUCAAUCCUCAGAAUGCUGACAACCUGAAGCAGGUGGCCAGGUCCUUAUUUCUUUUGGGGAAACAUAAAGCUGCUAUUGAAGUGUAUAAUGAAGCAGCUAAACUUAACCAGAAAGACUGGGAAAUCUGCCAUAACUUAGGAGUUUGUUACAUGUAUCUGAAGCAUUUCAACAAGGCAAAAGACCAAUUGCACAAUGCUCUGCAGCUCAACAAACAUGAUCUGACCUACAUAAUGUUGGGAAAAAUUCAUUUGCUGGAAGGGGACCUGGACAAGGCUAUUGAAAUCUAUAAGAAGGCUGUGGAGUUCUCACCAGAAAAUACAGAACUUCUCACAACCUUAGGACUACUCUAUUUACAGCUUGGCAUUUACCAGAAGGCAUUUGAACAUCUUGGAAAUGCGCUGACUUUUGACCCUACCAACUACAAGGCUAUCUUAGCAGCAGGCAGCAUGAUGCAGACCCAUGGGGACUUUGAUGUUGCACUCACCAAAUACAGAGUCGUGGCUUGUUCUGUGCCUGAAAGUCCUCCAUUAUGGAACAACAUUGGAAUGUGCUUCUUUGGCAAGAAGAAGUAUGUUGCAGCUAUCAGCUGUCUGAAAAGAGCCAACUAUUUGGCACCAUUUGACUGGAAGAUCCUGUACAACUUGGGGCUUGUCCACCUGACCAUGCAGCAGUAUGCAUCCGCCUUUCACUUUCUCAGCGCCGCUAUCAACUUCCAGCCCAAGAUGGGGGAGCUCUACAUGCUCUUGGCAAUUGCUUUGACCAACCUGGAAGAUACUGAGAACGCCAUCCGAGCCUACGCAGAAGCAGUUGCCCUUGACCAGUCUAAUCCUCUAGUAAAUUUGAAUUAUGCUGUGCUGCUGUACAAUCAGGGAGAGAAGAGGAGGGCCCUGGCCCAAUACCAAGAGAUGGAGAAGAAAGUCACCCUGCUCAAGGGGAGCAGCUCUUUGGAUUUUGACCCUGAGAUGGUGGAGAUGGCUCAGAAAAUGGGUGCAGCUCUGCAAGUUGGAGAAGCAUUGGUCUGGACUAAACCAGCUAAAGAUCCCAAAUCAAAGCAUCGAACAACUUCAGCCAACAGAUCAUCCAAUUUCCAACAGCCCUUGGGUUCCAACCAAGCUCUAGGACAAGCCAUGUCUUCUGCAGCCGGGUUUGGGAAAACCAUGCAGCUCCCUAUAGGUGCAGGAGCAUCAUCUCAGUUUGCAAAGCCUCCUUCCCUCCCUCUGGAGCCUGAGGCAGAUCCACCCCAGUCGAGCUCUGAGGUCCCAGAGACACCGAAAGGCAGGCUGGCCCCAGAAUAAAGCCGUCUCCUUGGGAAGAGCGCAAAGGAUUCAGAAAGAACAAGCCCGGCCAGCAGCCACAGCAGAGCGGGGUCCUGUGAUGAGAGCCAUCCUUGGGCUGGCCUGACUUAGCGGCAUCUCCAUGGAAAUUCCCAGCCCCGGAGGCUGUGGUGAAGCAGCCCCUCGGUGCAGCUCUGCCCUCCAGGGCCAGCCUAGCAAGUGACCCAGCCUCCCCUGCCCAGAGCAGUCUGCAACCUGCCUCUGAGCCCAACUCAGAUUCUCAGUCAAAGAAUCGAGAGCUUCGAUCAUGUUGUCUCCGGCUACUGAAUCAGCAGCACCAGCUCUUGGAGCUGCUCAGUGAAAGUUUUUAUUUAAGGCAAUCACGGACUAAGGCCUAUUUGUAUGUUCUUUAUAGAAUAAAGAUUAUGUACUGUCA
Molecule: messenger RNA, 2412 nt
Organism: Monodelphis domestica (gray short-tailed opossum)
Lineage: Eukaryota; Metazoa; Chordata; Mammalia; Didelphimorphia; Didelphidae
Source: RefSeq, a predicted model, not a curated record